Messenger RNA from Rhagoletis zephyria (snowberry fruit fly), 4977 nucleotides. It is a transcript of the gene Crtc, whose product is annotated as CREB-regulated transcription coactivator. Lineage: Eukaryota; Metazoa; Arthropoda; Insecta; Diptera; Tephritidae. Gene Ontology annotation, biological process: protein homotetramerization; positive regulation of transcription by RNA polymerase II. Gene Ontology annotation, cellular component: nucleus; cytoplasm. The record is from RefSeq and is a predicted model, not a curated record. Gene Ontology annotation, molecular function: cAMP response element binding protein binding.
GCAGACUUGAGUCAGUGAGCAAAGAUGGCGAAUCCGCGCAAAUUCAGCGAGAAAAUUGCGUUACAGAAGCAGCGCCAGCAGGAAGGCACCGCCGAGUUCGAACGGAUUAUGAAAGAGGUUUACGCAACCAAAAUGGAUGAGACUCAAGCGAAUCAGAAGAUACUUGAAUGCUGUUUGGUAAACACUGACAUCGGCAGCAAUCAUGCUACAAAUGCCAGUUUGAUAAGUGCUGCAGGCAUCGGCGGCGGUGGCAGUGGCGGUGGGGGAGGAGGCGCUGGCGGUGGCGUCGGCUGCAUCGCUGAGGGUAGCGGCAGCAAUGGACCCGUCGCCAAUGCCGGGGGUAGUGGUAGUGGUGGCACUUCCCCAGACGGCACAGGUACUGGCGGCACAGGCGGUAAUGGUGUGCGCGAGUCCCGUGGACGCAGCGUCGGCGUUGGUCCCAUGCGACGCCCCUCGGAGCGCAAGCAGGAUCGUUCCCCGUACGGCAGCAACGCAGGCGUCGCAGUCGGCAUGGGCGCGGCAAUUAGCAGCAACAACGCCUAUCUCAGCCCGCCAAUGGACAGCAGUUGGCGGCGCUCCAACUCCGAUUCGGCACUUCAUCAAACCCUCAAUAUGGCAGUCGCUGCGGAGGGUGGCUUUGGUCCGGGCGGCAUGGUCGGCAUCGGUGGGCUGCCCGGCAUCGGUGGGCUGCCCGGCGAGAUGAACGCGCUACACGCUAACUACCAGCACCACAACCAACGAUCUCAUUCGCCAAAUAUUGGCCGCAGUUUUAGUCCACAAGCACAAAGACGAAAGGGUCAGAUGCUGAUGCAUCAGCAACAGCAACAACAACAAGCGCAGCAACUGUUGCACCAUAGUCAGCAGCAAUUGCACUUGCAGCAGCAACAUCAGCAGCUGCAACAGCAUUUUCAUCAGCAGCAGCAGCAGCAGCAACAACAGCACAUGCAUCAGCAAGCACAACAACAACAUGUCCAACAGCAUCAUACGCAACAGCCAGCGAGUAGUGCUAGUCAGCAACAACUUCCGCAACACUUCAAUGCCAAAUACACCAAUUGCAAUAUGCCACCAAUAAAUAGCCUCUUCAAGUCACUGCAGGAGCAGUCGCUCGCCAACACUGGUUCGUUGCCGGAUCUAACUUCACUACAUUAUGCGCCUGCGCAGCAACAGCAAUUGAUAAACCAGGCGCCGCAGCAACAACAAACACUGUCGCCAAUACUGUCACCGCACAACAAUGGUCGCGACCGCGAUCAGUCGUCGAGUCCCUUUAGUCCGGCCGGUGGCAAUGGCGGCAACGGUGGUGGUGGUGGUGGCGGUCCGCCGUCGCCAUACCAACAGCAACAGCACUCGCCCACAUCUGCCGCCAAUACACCCACAGCUGCGCAAACAUCACCGCAUUUGUCCUUCACAAAUCUCGCCGUGCAAUCGCCAACCGGCAGCGGCCCGGCCACACAAAACACCGCACAAACUGGCAAUUUCACCAACCUGCCUACCCUGGGCGCCGCCAGCUCCACGGGCAAUUUAACAGACUACCGACAACCCCUGAAUCCACCCAGCCCAGGCUCUUCGCCCGGCUUGCUGACGUCCGUGUCAGGUAAUGAAGUGAUACACAUCAGCGCGCCAGCCAGCCCGAUUCGACAUCCGCAGGCCGGCAUGAUCGGCCAAGGCAUGCAAGGCUACAAUGAGGAAAACAUCCAGACAUUCGAUCGUUAUUCGCCGGCGAUGGCAGGUGCGCUAGAGGCGAGUGGUUAUAACAGUCUCAAUCCGUCGUUCCACAACCACUUCAAGCAGUUUACGCUUGGUGAUAGCAAUUCCUCGCCCGAGCAACAGCAACAAUUGCAGCAGCAUUAUCAGCAGCAGCAGCGACAGCAACAGCAGCAAAACAGCUUUACAGCGCUAGACUUUGAUGACUUCGUCACCGGUGGCAAUGGCACAACAUACCCGCAGAGCCUAUCACAAAGCAAACAAUUGAACUUUAGUGAUCUGACAGGCGUUUCAGUGUCUACAGCGACGACGACAACGCAAACCAGUAGAGGUGGCGGUACGUGUAACACCAACAAUGGCAGAAACACCUCCAACAACAACAACAACUCGCAGCAACAGCAACAACAGACGUCACGCAUACUGGCGCACCAACUGCUAGAAAACAAUGGCGCCGGCGGUGGCAGCAAUGUCAACAGCAACUCAAACACAAAUGGGCCAUGUCGCAUCAGCAACAACAAUGUGAAUCUUACGCAAGCGAAUGAAAAGAACUCUUCACCCAUACCUUCGCCUUUGGGCUGUUUGCCGUCACCCUCGUCGCCGCUACCGAUUCCCAUAUCGGCACAGUCGCCACAUCAUCAACACCAACAGAUGUCGCUGUCGCUGCACUCACACUCAGCACAACCUUCACCUCAUCAUUCGCCAAUGCAUUCGCCGCACCACGCCUCCCCACUGUCAUCCUCCUCGCCGGGCAUAACGACAUUAGCCGGCGGUGUGUCGCCAACGCCACAUGGCAACGGUAAUGGCACCAACAAUGCGUCAACGCAUCCACACCAUCAACACCAACAAACGACGCAACACAUCCAGCAGCACCAUCAUCAUGCACACAAUCACGCUAGCACACCAACCAACACCAACAUACCGGCGAUCAUUUUCUCCGACUAUUCGUCGCGUGAGAUUUUCGACUCGCUCGAUUUGGAUUUGGGUCAAAUGGACGAGACUGCGCUAGAUCUGCUAGCGGACCAGAACUCGAUCAUGAUUGCCGAUCCAACAAUCGAGGACAGUUUUCGAAAGGAUCUUAACUGAUACUAUGAGGAAGCUGUUGCAGCUAUUGAGAGUGGUGUACUGCUCGACGACACCUUCGAUCCGCUGGGGCCCAUAGUCGACGUCACUGAGGUACUGGGCAAUCCGCUGGCGGAUACAACGAAGUGCAGACAAGAUGACGACACAACCGACACAGCCACGGCCACGGCCACGGCCGCCACAACCACGACUUCUACAGUCGCCGAUAGCACAAACACAGACACCAUGCCCAUCACGCUUAGCUUGAGCGAACAAGACACUACGGUCGACGACGAGCUGAAUAAUGUCGACGAUAACAUAAGCAUCGGUUUAGGUAUAGGAAUUGGAAUGGGCAUCGGUAGCGGUAGCGGUAGUGAUGAGAAUAAUGGUGAUGUAGAAGAUUUCUUCUUUUAAGUAGUGCAGUGUCAAGGCAGUAGCCAAAAUAAGCGGACGAAGAAAAGCACAACUGGUUAUGUCGAUCGACGACAUAUGUAUGUACAUAAGUAGAUAUGUUAACUAGUUGGAACGACGCGCACAGUUAGACACAAAAUACACUCAAAAAAAAUAAAAAUGCAUGGAAACAGUUGAACACACACACACAGAUAGAGACGUACAUGUGUAUGUAUGUAAAUAUUUAUGUAUGAGGGGAAGUACACGUGCAAGCAACAGUGGUAGCAACAGCUUUUACAUCUCUAAGCAGUAGUUAGGAUUCUUAAAUAAAAUAUACAUACAAACGUAAUUACCUAAAAUACAUACAUAUACAAAUGUGUUUACAUACAUAUAAAAAAAAAAUAAAAUAAAUAAUAAUAACAAAAUAAAAGCCGCGGCGCAUUUGAGUAGCGUGAAAAGAGCGUGCGAAUUGGCAUGUGAGACUAAUUUGAGUAAGGUAAUUUCUAUGAACGAGACUGUGUACGAGAAAAUCAACUUCCUUUUCGCGAGCAAUGGUUAGUAAGGUUAGAUUGAAAUGUCUACGUAUAAAGAGUGACUGCCCGUACACUAAGGCUCAGCGCAGGUCCAUUGUGAUGCCAUAUGCAAUAUUCGUUCCCCUAUGAUAUUGCGACGCUCACGCGGGAUCAAAACAUUUCGUCAACGUAAUGAACUUUGGUAAUUCUCUUAUAUUGAUUUCCGCUAUCUCCGCAAAGUCCUGUAGACAGAGUUUUCGGAGCUUCUAUAGUCGUCUUCUGCUGAGUGCUGCGCAUUGGCAUAUGCGGUGCUCGACACUAUCGCCCUCUUCUUUGCAUCUGCAGCUGCGGCAAUAGUCUGGCAGUGAACGCGACAAUCUCGAGGCAUGUGCUCCAAUUAGACAAUGGCCUGUAGGUAUUCUUGUGAGAAUAGAUGCUUCGCUCCGUUUUAACCCUAAGAGUUCAACGUAAGAAGGCCACGUAAGCCUGGCGGUUUCACAGAAGUAGAGGUUUCCCUAGCGCUCGUUUGCUGCUUUUGUGGGGCUGUCCCUAAUACAUAGUUAAAAAGUGUAUAUUCGCAUACCUACCACGUCCUUCGCCGAAAGGAUUUUGGCGGUCGUACCGUUCCUCACUAGUUCAUCAGCUUUGCAUUUUCCCUUAAUAUCUCUAUGUCCAGACAUCAAUAUGAAUUGUAUUCUAUAAAGCUGGGCCAUCUCAUUUCGAGAGAGAGACUUUGUGUUACUUGCGCUCUAGUCUCAGCUUUCAGGACUGCUUGACUGUCUUUGGGUCUUCUUACUAGUCGGCACUCCGAGAUAACAACCGGCACCGCCUGUUAUAUACUCUACUAGUCCGGAAGCCGUAAAAAUGUUUCUAAAUCCAGCUACGGGGAGAAGGCUCCUCACCGACCUUUCCGUUGACUUCGUAGCCAUCAGUAUGCAUAUUUAUAGCGUUACGUAUGUGGGAAAGUCUGGUGCUCCAGUCCUGUUGAGUUGAAAUGGUAAAUUUCUAUUUUUUGAUGAAGGUAUUUAAUGGUAUACAGUAGUUAGUACUUGAAGGUAUCGGAAUGGGUGUCAUCGUCCUUAGGAUUUUCGAGUGGCCGGAUGUACCAUGGGUCCAGAAGCUUUCUGCUCUGUGUCUUAAAGCUGCAAUAAUGACUAUUUCUCGAGCAAUAGCGUCAAGUGGGGGCAGAUGUAGAAUCGCGCCACCAUAUUCGGGCUCCUUAGAGCGAAAUCGUACGAACAAUGGCCUUGUAGAUUCAGUAAACUCUGAGGAAUUGGCGAAUUAGCCUAAGCAUGUUUAUACCGGCUUUCGAUAU